AUGGCUAAUCUUCAGCCUGGUUCAUCAAUUUUGGACCUUGGUUGUGGUGUUGCUCGGGUGGCUAUAGCCGCAAGGAACGUUCUGGGCACCAGUCAUGGACGAAUUGUGGCUAUCGACAUCUCCCUUGGAUGUCUACAGGAAGCCCAACGAGAGCUAGAGCGUGCCCAUUUGGAGAAUGAGAUCACCUUGCUUCACGGCGACAUCAGCGGAAUGAGUGACAUCGAAGGUCUCCGCUCGUUGGGAAGCGAUGUCAAGCCUACUUUUGACGUCAUCUUUGCUCGGAACGUUCUCAAUUCCGUCCCGCCCGAGCAGCGGGCAGCUAUUCUUCAGCAUUGGGCUACUUACCUCACCCCCGAUACUGGCCGUAUGAUUCUCACGCUGGGCAUGGUUGCCGAAAAUCCCGGCGAGGUUCUCGAGUACGAGGCCGAGAUCGCUGGAAUCCUUGUUGUUCAUAGUAUUGGACAGGUUCUAUCACGUUUGAACAAGAUGACCGAGGGUGACUGGAUCUUUGGAGAACGAGUCUUCGAAGAUUUGAUCACGGCAACUGGCUUGCGGAUGGGAGCAAUACGAAGAGUGGGCUUUGACAGAGAAGAUGGUUUUGAUUGGCUUGAUCAGAGAUCUCAAUUUGAGCAGCACACCUUACGUCGUCAUGCCGAGAUUCUGCAGGAAGGCCACGACGAUCCCGCCUCGACGAACGCGGACGGAAGUUUCUCUCGGUUGUUCAAGGCUCAGAUGAAGUCGGAAGCUGUCAAGAAAAUAAAGCAGCAAGUGGCGGAAGUCACUGAGACCGAGACGCUAUAUGUGGUGUUGUACUUCGUAGUGUUGGCAGUGGUGGUGGUAGCUUGA
This is a messenger RNA of Letharia columbiana, 846 nucleotides long. RefSeq lists its product as uncharacterized. Lineage: Eukaryota; Fungi; Ascomycota; Lecanoromycetes; Lecanorales; Parmeliaceae. The record is from RefSeq and is a predicted model, not a curated record. The coding region runs from base 1 to 846 and encodes 281 amino acids. The transcript has a single exon.